This is a messenger RNA of Sebastes umbrosus (honeycomb rockfish), 1475 nucleotides long. RefSeq names its product galactose mutarotase (gene galm). Lineage: Eukaryota; Metazoa; Chordata; Actinopteri; Perciformes; Sebastidae. Gene Ontology annotation, biological process: beta-D-galactose catabolic process via UDP-galactose, Leloir pathway; glucose metabolic process. The record is from RefSeq and is a predicted model, not a curated record. The coding region runs from base 147 to 1181 and encodes 344 amino acids. The transcript is spliced from 9 exons. Gene Ontology annotation, molecular function: carbohydrate binding; aldose 1-epimerase activity.
CAUCCAGGAUCCACAUCCAUGAUCCAGUCCACAUCCAGGGUCCAUAUCCAUGAUCCACAUCCAUGAUCCACAUCCAUGAUCCAGUCCACAUCCAGGGUCCACAUCCAUGGUCCAGCCUCAUGACUCGAUAAACUACAGUGUUGAGGAUGACUCAGGUGAGCCAUCAGCAGUGGGGAGAGGUGGUCGGCCUGGGCGGUGUGGACCUGUGGGUCCUCCAGUCCUCCCAGGUCCGGGUGGAGGUUCUCACCCUGGGUGCCAUCAUCAGGUCUGUGUGUAGCAGAGGGAAGGAUGGCCAGAUGGAAGACGUAGUCCUGGGCUACGAUCACCUGGAAGGUUAUGUGUCAGAUCAGCGCUACCUGGGAGCUGUGGUGGGCCGCGUGGCCAACAGGAUCGCACUGGGACGCUUCGUCCUGGAGGGAAAAGAGUACCGACUAGAUAUCAAUAAUGGACCUAAUGCACUGCAUGGAGGGCUGCAGGGCUUCAAUAAGGCUAUCUGGUUUGCUACAGCAGUAGAAGGUGGAGUACAGCUGAGUCAUACCAGUCCAGAUGGAGACCAGGGUUAUCCUGGGGAGGUUCAGGUCUCGGUCUCCUACACCCUACAGGGGGAAACACUCACUGCUGAAUACCAAGCCCGGUCUACCAAAACCACCCCCAUCAACCUCACCAACCACUCCUACUUCAACCUGACUGGACGGGGUGCAGCGGAUAUAUACGACCAUCAGGUGUCCAUCAGUGCUCCGUCCUACCUGCCUGUGGAUGACACAUCGAUUCCUACAGGAGAGAUCAGACGAGUGGACGGCACCCUGUUUGACCUCAGACAGCCUGUUCUGAUUGGUCCUCGGCUGAAGGAGGUUCCAGGUCCAGGGUUUGACCAUAACUUCUGUCUGUCCUCAUCUGGAGAAAUCUGGACAGAGAGACCUGCUGCCAGAGUGUGUCACCCAGCCAGUGGGCGGGUCCUGGAGGUUUCUACCAGCCAACCAGGAGUCCAGUUCUACACCGCCAACUUCCUGGACAGCUCUACGCCGGGAAAGGGCGGCGUUGGGUACGGGAAGCACAGCUCCUUCUGUCUGGAGACACAGAACUGGCCUGAUGCGGUCAACCAGGAUUCAUUUCCUGACUGUCUCCUGCGUCCCGGUGAGGACUACCGACAUGUCACUCGCUUCACCUUCACCACUGUCUAAUGACCGACUUGAGGACAGAGACGAAGACGAGUAGAGAAGGUUGUCCAUUAACUGAUUGUAUAUAGUAUUUUUCACAGUAUAAUCAUGUACUACUACUUCACUGUAACCUCUCUUCCCGUCUGUGGAACUCUGUGAUUUCAUGCAGAUGUUUUGAACAUGAAGAAUUCUACCACCCUCGUUCAUGUUAGGUGUUCAUAGUCAACCUGAACCAAUUCUGUUCGUUAGAAUGGGAUUCAUGAUCCUGUUCCAUUAUUCCAUUAAAUGAAUAAAGAGCUGCUCACUAAAGCUGCAUCA